This is a messenger RNA of Aspergillus tanneri, 1062 nucleotides long. It is a transcript of the gene ADO1, whose product is annotated as adenosine kinase. The coding region runs from base 1 to 1062 and encodes 353 amino acids. Gene Ontology annotation, cellular component: nucleus; cytosol. Lineage: Eukaryota; Fungi; Ascomycota; Eurotiomycetes; Eurotiales; Aspergillaceae. Gene Ontology annotation, molecular function: adenosine kinase activity. The transcript is spliced from 7 exons. The record is from RefSeq and is a predicted model, not a curated record. Gene Ontology annotation, biological process: purine ribonucleoside salvage.
AUGGCUGCCCCUCAAGGAUACCCUCUCUUGUGUCUGGAGAACCCCCUCCUUGAUAUUCAGGGUGUGGGUGAUGCUGCUCUCCUGGAGAAGUAUGGCCUGAAGGACAACGAUGCCAUCCUCGCCGAGGAUAAGCACAUGGGACUCUAUGAGGAAUUGCUCCAGAACCAUGAUGCAAAGCUGAUAGCCGGUGGUGCCGCUCAGAAUACCGCCCGUGGAGCCCAGUACAUUCUCCCUGAGAACUCGACUCUCUACAUUGGCUGCGUCGGACGUGACAAGUAUGCCGAUAUCCUCAGGGAGACCUGCAACAAGGCCGGUGUUCACACCGAGUAUCGCGUUGAUGAUGUCCAGCCUACCGGCAAGUGCGGUGUGAUCAUUACUGGCCAUAACCGUAGCAUGUGCACUCAUCUUGCCGCGGCCAAUGAGUACAAGAUUGAGCACCUGAAGCAGCCUCAUAUCUGGUCCCUCGUUGAGAAGGCUCAGUUUUUCUAUAUCGGUGGUUACCACCUGACUGUGUGUGUGCCUGCCAUCCAGGCUCUUGGAGAAGAGGCUGUUGCAAAGAACAAGGUCUUCAUGCUCUCUCUUUCUGCUCCCUUCAUUCCUCAGUUCUUCAAAGAUCAGCUUGACAGUGUCAUGCCGUACACCGACUACACAUUCUGCAACGAGACUGAAGCUCGUACUUAUGCUGAAAGCCACUCAUGGGGCACCGAUGAUGUGGUUGAGAUUGCCAAGAGACUGGCCCAGUUGCCCAAGAAGAACACGAGCCGCCCAAGGGUGGCUGUUGUGACCCAAGGUACCCUGCCUACUGUCACUGCCACUGUUAAGCCCAACGGUGAAGUCGAGGUCAAGCAAUUCAGCGUGCAUGAAAUUGAGAAGAGCAGCAUUAACGACACCAAUGGUGCCGGUGAUGCGUUUGCUGGUGGCUUCUGUGGUGGCGUUGUGCAGGGCAAAUCUCUUGAAGAGAGCGUGGACAUGGGCCAGUGGCUUGCUAGACUUAGCAUCCAGGAGUUGGGGCCUUCGUUCCCCUUCCCCAAGCAGACCUACACCCCCUCCAACCGGUCAUAA